CGUGCUCACGCCUUGAGUUUCCGCUUUCCUUCCUCUACAUGGUCCGUCCUUUCUUCUCUCUCUUUCUCUGCAUCUUUCUGGAUUUUCAUCCUACCCAUAACUUCUACUGAAAUUCACUGCGACAUAUCUCCACGAUCAGUCUUUUCUGGUUCGUCUCAUCUGUUGCUGUCUCUUUAAUUUGAAUUCAUUUUCUUCCUUUUUUUGCUGUGAUCGAUCUUUCGUCUCAUUCUGGUCCAUACCAUCUUUCUUAGUUUUUAUUCAUAUUUCAACUCUUUCAUUCAUAAGAUUUAGAUCUUCAGUGUUUCUGGGUUAGUUUUCUGCUGGCUCUUGAAUAUGGAUCCUCAAUUGGAUGGAAGCCAUGGUUUAAUAAACGGUUAUAGACUUGAUGAUGCCGCCGUCAGCUCCGAUUCCAACUAUUUGCCAUAUCCAGCGAAAGAGUGGGAAAUCGAUGAAAACUAUUGGAAAUUUCUUAACUUCAAAACGGAUCCUUUGUAUCAACCUUAUGCGACUCCCGUUAGUUUUGCUCUGCAUACUGGCGUGAAAUAUGAAGGAUCAGAGUGGUUAGUUCCCUCCUCGACCAUGGAACCUAUAGGAGGCAUGUCAGAUGUGGCAGCUGCGUCCACGAUUUCGCCACCAGAUCCUUCGCUGGAAGACGCUGACUUUUCAGAAACUAUGAGGUACAUAAGCCAAAUUCUUAUGGAAGAGAACUUUGAACAGAAGCCAAGCAUGUUUUAUGAUCCUUUGAGCCUACAAGUCACGGAGAAAUCAUUCUAUGAUGCUCUCCAAAAGGAUCAUCCUCAUUCCCCUAAUCAGCAUCCCCUGGACAUUCAUCAGAAUCUUGAUAGCACAGAUGAUAACUACUGUUGUGGUAGUAGUAUUGAUUGUGUCAAUGACAGUAGCAGCACCAGCAAGUUUCAGGGCGCUAAUAAGCCCUCUUCCCCCGAUGCUCCAUCUUCAGGUUAUUAUGCGUCCCAGUUAAAUUUCCAACCCAUCUCUGAGAAAUCCUCUCAACCUCCGAGUGCUUAUACUUGUAUCAGCGACGGAUCGUCAGAUGUGAAUUCCUCUUUUACUAAGAUAUUGGCUCAAAAUAUCUUUACUGAUGCAGAAUCUGUCUCGCAAUUUAAAAGGGGGUUGGAAGAAGCUAGCAAAUUUCUUCCUAGAGGAUUUCAACUUGUCACUGGUCUGGAGAGCAACAAUGCUCUUCCAGAGUCAAAGGGAGAGGCUAAAAAGACAGGAGGAAAUAUCAUGGAGAACUCACAUGGAUUAAAGGGUAGGAAGAAUCAUGAACGUGAAGCUAGUGAUGCAGAAGAUGGGAGAAGUAACAAGCAGUCGGCAGUAUAUGUGGACGAGAGUGAUAUAUCAGAAAUGUUUGAUAAGGUGUUGCUUAGCGUUGAGAAUGUUCCAUUAUGCGAGGAACACCACAAAUGGUUGCAGAAUGGGACAGACUUCGCCAAAGAGCCAAGUGAACAGCCAAAGUCAUUUACUGGGGGGAAGACCCGCGGCAGGAGACGAGGCAAGAAGAAGGAGACCGUGGAUUUGAGGACUCUUAUGGCUCUAUGUGCGCAAGCUGUGUCUGCAAAUGACCGUAGAACUGCCAAUGAACUACUAAAGCAGAUCAGGCAGCAUUGUUCUCCACUUGGCGAUGCAUCACAGAGGUUGGCUCAUUACUUUGCCAAUGGCCUUGAGGCACGCUUGUCUGGCUGUGGUACUGGAACCCAAAUAUUCUACAACUCCCUAAGCUCCAAGAGGAUUUCUGCUGCUAAUAUUUUGAGAGCUUACUCAGUUCUAAUAUCUGUCUGCCCCUUCAGGAAGUUUGCAUAUUUUUUUGCAAAUAAGAUGAUUAUGAAAGCAGCUGAAAAGGCAGAAACUCUUCAUAUUGUCGAUUUUGGCAUUCAAUAUGGUUUCCAGUGGCCAAUACUUAUCAAGUUUCUCUCUCAAAGAGCUGGCGGACCUCCGAAGCUACGCAUCACAGGGAUAGAAUUGCCCCGAGCAGGGUUUCGUCCAGCAGAAUUAAUUGAGGAGACCGGUCGACGUCUAUCUAAUUAUUGCGAACGUUUUAAUGUCCCGUUUGAAUAUACAGCCAUAGCAUCACAAAACUGGGAAACCAUCCCAUUGAAGGACUUCAAGAUUGAGAGAAACGAGCUGCUUGCUGUGAACUGUCUGAUGAGAUUUAAAAAUUUACUGGAUGAGACGAUGGAGGUAAAAAGUCCUAGAGAUGCAGUUUUGAAUUUGAUCAGAAAGAUGAAUCCUGAUAUUUUUGUUCAAUCCAUUGUCAAUGGAUCCUACAACGCUCCUUUCUUUGCCACACGGUUCAAAGAGGCACUGUUCCAUUUUUCUGCCAUGUAUGACAUGUUUGACACUGUCAUACCACGUGAAAAUGAAUGGAGGUUGAUGCUUGAGAGAGAGUUUUUGGGUCGGGAGGUCAUGAAUGUGGUUGCGUGUGAAGGGAUCGAGAGGGUUGAGAGGCCCGAGGCAUACAAACACUGGCAAGUCAGGAGUACAAGGGCUGGUUUCAGGCAGCUCCCAAUGCCAAAAGAGAUAAUGGUCAAAUUCAGCGAAAAGUUGAAGGCAUGGUAUCACAGGGAUUUUGUAAUUGAUGAAGACAACAACUGGAUGCUUCAGGGCUGGAAGGGCCGCAUCAUGUAUGCUUCCACAUGUUGGGUCCCAUCAUAAUGAGGUGUUGAUGAAUUCUAGACUUUCAUUCUGGAUUUUUAGCAUGGAUGAUGUAAAGGAGAGACUUGUGUUGCACUUCUCACGAUUUCAGGUCAUGAUAACUCGACUGUUCCCGAUUUACUUAUCCUACAGUAGCAGUGAGCUCACUCUUGCCAACUUCUGAUCAACUUCGGUUCAUUUGCUAAAUAUCCUGCUGAAGUUUUGCCAUUAUUGCACGUUUUGCCAAUUAUUGCACAAUUUAUAAAAGCCGCCUUGUGGUGGAAGCUUUUCUGGUGAGACGGAAACUUUGGAGGGUGAAGCAAACCGGAGGGCAUGUGAAAUCGUCUUUGAGGUCUCCGCUCUUUCUGACUGACACGUGCGAUAUGAUCAUCAAUCAAAAGGAAGUGGGGAAGUGUAGUGGACAUGGCGAGGCGGAAAGAAAGGGGUAGCGUAUGGGGAGGAGGAUUACUUGGAAAAUUAGAAAGUUAAGCGGAUAGGUUAAUUGUGCUCUGGUGGAGAAGCUAAAGUCUAUUGUGGAGACUGGAGAGGGUAAAACAAAAGCAUAAUUAUUAGGGUGGGUGGGGCCCGUGGGGGUCGUGGUUAUCACUUGCAUGAUCCACUUUUUAACCUUUUGUAAUUUAGUAUGAUUACCGGCAUUUAUGCCUCUCCUUGUUCAAUUUUGUCGCUUUCCUCCAAUUUAUUAGGGUUUCGUUCAUCAUCCAUUGUAGUGUUUGAUGACACAUUUGAACUGUUCUCGUCCAUGGCAGUCACUGCUUCAAAAAAAAAAAAAAAGUACAUGUAUGUAUAAAGGUUAUUUUUGUAAUGA
This is a messenger RNA of Prosopis cineraria, 3478 nucleotides long. RefSeq names its product scarecrow-like protein 33. The record is from RefSeq and is a predicted model, not a curated record. NCBI's taxonomy places the organism in Eukaryota, Viridiplantae, Streptophyta, Magnoliopsida, Fabales, Fabaceae. Gene Ontology annotation, molecular function: DNA-binding transcription factor activity; sequence-specific DNA binding. Bases 334 to 2673 code for a protein of 779 amino acids. Gene Ontology annotation, cellular component: nucleus. The transcript has 2 exons. Gene Ontology annotation, biological process: regulation of DNA-templated transcription.